Molecule: messenger RNA, 1416 nt
Organism: Truncatella angustata
Lineage: Eukaryota; Fungi; Ascomycota; Sordariomycetes; Amphisphaeriales; Sporocadaceae
Exons: 1
Coding region: 154-1302 (382 amino acids)
Source: RefSeq, a predicted model, not a curated record
AAGAACCCAGGUUAUGUGAACGUUAAACGGCCUGCAUCGCUGCUUUCUUAAGCAUAGGGAAAGCUGCAUGUUUGGCUAAACAAUCUAACUAUGACAUCAUCUAUACGAUUUUAGCCGUGUAAGUGCACAAGGCUUCAAGCCACCGUCAACAUUAUGGACUACUUUCUACCAACAACACGUAUGCUUAAAACCUCUGUCACAAAAAGAGUUUCACUCAGUCGCAUUCGCCGAACCACUCUACUCACCAGCUCGACCGCCUUUCACACCACAAUACACAUCAACGGUACCCACCACAACCAGCAGCAUCGGCACAAAUUCGCCACCAUGUCGUGGAUGGACUCCUGGUCGCGCCCGUCCAAGUCGCAGGCCACACCUGUGCCGUACUACCUCCUGCCUGGCGGCGAGAACACGCCCUACUGCCAUAGUUGCGGUCGCGUUAUCGGCGAGCGUAAGACGCACGCGGCCGCCAGCUCCAAGACAGAGGCUAAGUACUGCUCGGCCCGGUGCAGGCACCAGAAGCCGGGCAAGCUGGACCGUGAGAUCGAGAGCGCCUUCGUGAGGUUGUUGAGCGGGCAAGAGCCUGCGCUGCCAAGUCCGCCGGACGCGGGGAAGGCGGUGGCUAAUACUGUCGCUACUAACACCACCGCUGCUACUAAGAAAGAUAAGAAGGGCGGCAAGAAGAUCAAAGGUGACCGGAGGAUCUUGGUGCCCUGUUCCGCGGUCGAGGACCUCGUCUUUGGCAGGAAGGAGGGUGGCGGUGCUGGUGGUGUGGCGGAUGAGGUUGCUCGAUCGGAGCGCUCUGGGGGUACGCCCGAGCCCAAGGCGAAGAAUGAGGAACACCAAGUGGGCCUGACAGUUGAUCAGGAGUCGGGGCGGGGUGGUGUUGAUCCGACGCCUGAGGAGGUUGCUGAGUGCGCGAUUGGGUCGGAAGAGAUGAAGCACGUCGAUGGGGACGUCCUGGCGCGCAUGUCAAUUCGCAGCGGCAAGAGGAUCAGGCCUCCUCAGCAUGUUUCCGAAGUCAAUGGCAGUGUGGGCGGUGAGAAGGGCUGGAAGGAGCGCGUAGAAGAAGACGAGGAGAUGUUGGAGAAGCGUCGACUGGGGCAGAAGAGAGCGAAGGAGAAGGAGAUGGUUAAGUGCGCUGCCAGGCGAGGCGUCGUCUUUGGGUUUAAUAUUGAUAGUAGUGGUUCUGGUGAAAAGGAAAGCGGUAAAAAGGAGCGAAGGCUUUGUGAGGCUAUCAUGAAUUUGAAAGUGGUGGAACCCAGUUUUGCGAAAGGAGACUGGUCCAUUCGCUGGAGGGAGUAAGGGGUUGAUAUAGGCUCUCAACCUUGACAAUUAGUUAGUAUUCCUCAUUCAAAUGUAACAAAACACACUAUUGCGUCGUAUUAUGCGAUCAACAGUACAUUUUGAAAUACCGAG